Ustilago hordei is the source of this 3213-nucleotide messenger RNA. RefSeq lists its product as uncharacterized. The transcript has 2 exons. Lineage: Eukaryota; Fungi; Basidiomycota; Ustilaginomycetes; Ustilaginales; Ustilaginaceae. The coding region runs from base 1 to 3213 and encodes 1070 amino acids. Gene Ontology annotation, molecular function: beta-1,4-mannosyltransferase activity; acyltransferase activity, transferring groups other than amino-acyl groups. Gene Ontology annotation, cellular component: cytoplasm. The record is from RefSeq and is a predicted model, not a curated record.
AUGUCAUCGCCUUCAAGGCAAAACGAGAAACGCCAGAGCAACAGCUCGAGCGAACGUCAUCACUCUUCCUCAAGCGAAAUUGACGAUCAAAUCCUACCCGCUGGGCAGAUGCCAUACCCAAACUACCUUGGUUACGAAUCCCGCUCGAGUACCUUGACACCUCACGAGCGAGAAUCGCUCGUCUACGCACCCGGAAGCUCUGGUAGCGAAAUUCCCGGUCUUUACGGCCCAACAGCAGUCGCAACCCCCGUCGAAGAUGAAAGGUCUCGCAGCGUUGCCGAGUUCAAGGCCGCAAAGGACUCUGCUGGUGCGAUUGGCACUGGUUUGGUCGCCGAAGAGAAGAAGCCACGUGCUGAUGUUCCCGCCAAGACAGCAGCAAAUGGCUAUCUCGACUAUGCAGACGGUCUUCGUGGUAUUGCCAUGAUCAUGGUCUUUAACGGUCAUUUUAUUGACAACACGUUCAUCCAAACCCACCCGAGGACCAUCGAAAACGGUACUCCCGUCGGUAUUCUCCGAAGUCCCAUCGGUUUAAUUCUCUUCUACAUGCUUUCCGGUCGCCUCAACGCCACUUCGUACUUCCGUAACAAGGCGCUCGGUCGCCCUAUUCGUUGGACCGUCCUUCCCGAAGCCAUGAUCCGUCGAUCGCUGCGUUUGCUCAUCGUUGGUGGUCUUUGGGUCAUCAUUCAGAAGGUCGAGUGUGGUACACAUGCUUUUGACCAGACCGUCAUCGCUGAAGGUUGGUUGCAGAGCGGAAAUCUCGGUUACCCACUCUGGUGUAACGUUGACAACAACAACCCUUCCCCCUACGCUUCGGAUUGGAACAUCUCGACCAGUAUUGGUGACAUCGUAGUCGGUCUUCUCCGAAUGGCAACGAACCGUGACUACUUGCAGCAGCUGUUGAACCAGUCAAUGCUCUGGUCCAUCGUACCUCAGCUCUGGGGUAUGCUUUCAGUUCUCAUGCUUCUCCCGAUUCUGAUGCACUUGCGACCCUCGCGACGAUUCACACUCUACGCUCUGCUCCUGAUCUUCCAAGGCUACACCUACAACCAGAACAUUCCCUUCACCGUUGGUGCUAUUGCUGCCGACCUCAAGGCCUCAGGAUACAUCAAAAAGUUCAACCAGAAGUCUCGCAUCGCUUUCCUCCUUACAGAAGUAGCUAUGGCCGCUUUCUUUGUUGCUGCUUACUGCUACAACCCCAUCUUUGUCAACAUUGAUCGCGGGCUCGAGCAGAUCACCGACCGUGACGGUGUCCUUGGCUAUGAUAUCACUAUGUUCACAGCCGGUCGUAUGCCAAGCUACCUCAUUAUGGCCGGUGUCCUGUACUACUGGCUCGAGAUGAGCGCUGUUCUCCAGUGGCUCAUUGGAAACUUUGCUUUCAAGGCUCUUGGUCGUGUUGCUCUCGGAUUCUACGUGUGCCAGAUGUCUAUCAUCUACGGUAUCAUGCCUUAUCUGGUCAUCUACUUCCGUGACCGAGGUUACAGCUUCUGGAGCAACAUGUGGAGCACUUGGUGCAUCACCUUCUUUUCCGCUUACAUCGUUGCCUGGUUGAUUGCUCACACAAUUGACAAAUGGGCCAUGAUCUUCUCGGACUGGUUCGCGAGUACGAUCGUGCGUCACGAUACCUUGACUACGCUUCGUAUGGCUACUUUCAACACUGCCAAAGGGCUUGUCUACGGUCCUCCCGCGUUCGCCAAGGCUACUCCGGGAUGGCUUGCUGCAAAGUGGGCCAAGACGAAGCACGUUGUCUGGACCAUCUUCCACUGGAGGACCAUGGUUGCUGUUCCUGCACCUCCUUCUCACCCAAUGGAAGUUGGAUUGCAGAUGGAUCAAGUUCACUCCACUUUGUUCGACGCCGAUAUCUCGGACGACGAGCAGGCUGUGAGGACAAGAUGGAUGCUUCGUGCUUUGUCCUACAUGGGUCCUAUUCAGGUCGGCAUCAUUUUGGGUCUCGGUUUCAUUUGGAUGUGGUUCAACCCUUGGGCUGACUACAUUCUGGAUGGCUUUGCGAACUUCUCGACUGUCUGGCGUCUGCUCUGGGCUUUGGCGCUUCCUUACUGUAUCAUCACUACGCUUGGUUUUGCCACUCCAGACAUCACAAGGACUCCCGAACAGCUCAAGAAGAAGCCCGUGAUCCGCGAGCACAUUCACCGUCUUUUCAUCGUUUCCGUCACCCGUGGUUCCAACCCCGAGACCACCCGUCGUGCCCACUUGCACCUGAAGAAACUCGAAAAGUAUCACCCUGCCGUUCGCGCUAUCGUCCUCACUGACGAGCCUUACUACUACCCGGAUCUGGACAACGUCAUGACACCCAAAGCCUACAAGUCUCCCCUCGGUAAAGCUAAGCACAAAGCCAAAGCCCUCGACUACUUCCGUUCCUCCAUGAACCUCACCCCUUACGAUUGGGUGUUGCACAUGGACGAAGAGUCGACCAUGGACGCCGAAUCUCUCCGUGGAUGCCUCGAUUUCAUCCGCUACAACGACGCACACAUUGGUCAAGGCAUUAUCAUCUACAACGGUAAACGCGAGACCUACUGGAAGAACUGGUUCUUCGCCGUCGCCGAUUGCAUCCGUGUCGGUGACGAACUCGCUCGAUUUUCACUCCAAGGCAACAUCAUCAAACGCCCUGUCUUCGGUGUCCACGGUUCCUUCCUAAUGAUCAACGGCGACGUCGAAAACAAAGUCACCUGGGAUUUCGGCUCACUCGCUGAAGAUUUCGAAUUCUCGCAAGCCGCCUGGUCGAAAGGCUUCACCCUCGGUCGGAUCCACGGUGUUGUCCGCGAACAAUCCCCUGAAGGCUGGAUGGAUUUCAUCAAACAACGUCGUCGAUGGUACAUGGGUAUUCGAGGUAUCAACGGUUUGUUCUUCUUGCCUCAGAUUGCGAUCAAACUUUGGACUGCGGGUAUUUUCUGUCUUGUAGCAACCCUGAUUAACAUUCCUUUCUCGUUAUUGUUGGAAUGGUCGGGUCCUACACCGAGAUGGUUGUACGUUAUCUCGUGUUUCUGUUUCGGAAACUUUUACUGGUUGUACUACUCGGGGUUGUUCUUUUCGGAGAUUGACUACGGGUACAAGUGGAGUCAGGCUUGGCAGGUUCCGGUGCAUGCGGUUGCCUUGUUGAUUUUGCAGCCGAUCAUGGCGUUUGUUGAGGGGUGUGCGGUGAUUUAUGCGAUGAGUACGGAGGAUGGUGAGGUUGGGUUCCAGGUUAUCAAGAAGUAA